CAUGAUCUGCUCCAAUGAGCAAGGUGCAAACAUAUUAAUAUUCCUUCAAAGUAUGGAAUAUUACUGCUCGUAUCGACAGUGGCAACAUCAGAACCAAUCCACAUCUGCAGCUCCAACAUGCGUAAUUUUGAAAAACUACACAGGAAGCUGAAUAUGCUAAUAGAAGCUGGUUAAAUUCAGAAUUACAGCUCCCAAUGAAAGGAUCUGAAUCGAUCUAUGGCUCUGCUCAUUUACUCUCAUCACCGCCCCUGUUUCAACAAAUUGGCGUGACCUAUUGUUGCUGGCAUCAUGAAGGAUCGAAGAGCACAGAGGUUUCCCCCAUCCCAGAGGAUAUAAAUACAGGCAAAGGGAUCACCACCGGCAAGUAUCCAGAGCAUUUUGCUCUCUUAUCCUCUCUGCUGGAUAUCAGGCUCGCAGGAUCUCUGACACCAUGAAAGGUUUGAGGGCAAUCACAUUAACUUAUGUACUCACGCUUUUACUGCUGGCAUCAUUCAUAUCGCAGUCAUGGAGUGCACCAAGGGGCUCGUUCCAACGGAGAAACUGGACCCCACAGGCUAUGCUGUACCUCAAGGGCACUCAGGGACGAAGGUUCAUCUCAGAGGACCGAAAAGAAGGGGAUGUUUAUGACACGUUACACUUAGAAACCCGCAGUAAGAAUACAGAGAAGCUGAGCAUGGAUCAGGCAGCCACCGUCCUGCUGAACCUCCUGCAGCAGACCAGAGAAGGAGCUGAUGAAAACCCAGAUGAAGUGUAUUUCCAGGAGCUGCCAGUAUGGAAGAGAGAAUACUUCUGAUCAUCUUUCAUACAAGCUGCCAGACAAUAACGUCCUGGUUUUUGAAUCGAAGGUGUUCAGUUCUGUGUGUGGGACAAGAACAGUUGCUUUGUAAAUAUGAAUUCUCUGACUAUGUUUCAAAUGUGAUGUUUUAAUAAAAAGUUUCAAUUCAUAGCA
This is a messenger RNA of Centropristis striata (black sea bass), 949 nucleotides long. It is a transcript of the gene spx, whose product is annotated as spexin hormone. Gene Ontology annotation, molecular function: neuropeptide hormone activity. The record is from RefSeq and is a predicted model, not a curated record. The transcript has 6 exons. Lineage: Eukaryota; Metazoa; Chordata; Actinopteri; Perciformes; Serranidae. Bases 431 to 793 code for a protein of 120 amino acids.